AGAAAACUUAUAAAAUCAUCUGUUCAAAAAAACAAUUGUAGACAUAAAUAUUAUUGUCUCUUUCAUAUUAAAAAUCACUCAAUUUUAAAGCGAGUUAGUUUUAUGCAGAUUUAAUUCAAUAAAACUAAACCUCCUUUAAAAUGUCCGAGGACCUCAAUUCUUGUGGAAGUAGAUUAUCUCCAGAUUCGCUAAUGUUAGACGAUUUUAACGGCCUGCGCAAGCGUAACCACUUAAACACAAGUGCUUUAUCGUAUGAUUCACUGGAGGACACUUCUUUGGAAAUUUCGGAUAUUUCAGGUCAUGAAGAUGAAUGUGCAAGAGAAGAUGAGGACGAUCCGAUGGAGUAUCUGGACAAAGAGGUUUUUCCAAUGCUACUGCCUUGUUUCGAAGAAAUGCUAUUCGCGGCAAAACAAAAUGAUGUGUUAAAGGUUCAAAAAUCUCGUUUCAACGGAUUGGACUACCUAGCUGAACUGUUGUGGAACCGCAAUCCAUGUCACCCUGAAAGACAACUUAAUUACGUUCCCAUUUUUGAGAUUCCUUUUGUGAAAACAUACUUGGAGAAUAAUCCGAGACCAGUGUUCCCUAAGUCUUGGCUAUGGACAGCAUCAGAGGCGGCCGUGGUGAUACAGUCGGCAAUGCGAGGCUAUUUUGUUCGCCGCCUGCCACAGGUGCAAGAGAUGCGUGAAUUCUGGAAGAUUCUUGCUAGAGAAAAGACGCCAAGUCGAGACACACCACUAUGAGAACAUAAUGAGAUGAAAACUGAAUUGGUAAAUUACGUUUCAUCGUCGUCAAUUUUGAAAGCUGAACUUAUUGUUAAAAUAAUAAAUUGGAGUUUAAUUUUAAAGUAC
Homalodisca vitripennis (glassy-winged sharpshooter) is the source of this 848-nucleotide messenger RNA. Its product is annotated as IQ domain-containing protein K-like. The record is from RefSeq and is a predicted model, not a curated record. The transcript is spliced from 7 exons. Lineage: Eukaryota; Metazoa; Arthropoda; Insecta; Hemiptera; Cicadellidae. The coding region runs from base 141 to 740 and encodes 199 amino acids. Gene Ontology annotation, molecular function: protein binding.